AUGGGGGAGAGCGUGAGGGAGGCGAGGUCGUGGGUGUAUGGCUUUAAGUACAUUGUGUGCGACCGGCCCUUCUCAACCGUCAUCAGCCACUUGGCAACGGGCCUUCAGGUGAAGUGCAAUUGGCCUGUCGCCUCCAUAACUUAUGGCGCCAACAGCAGCGUGUUCGCAAAUCCUACUGCACCCAUCUACACCGCACCCAGCGCUGCACUGGCAGCCCCCAGUGGCGUCAUCACAGUGACCAGCAAGCACGGCGAGCAGCUUCAGGCAAAGCGAGUUGUCAUCACUGUCCCUCUGCCUGUGCUGCAAGCGGGGGAUAUCCACUUUGACCCGCCUCUCCCAGCACCCAAGCAGCGAGCAAUAGGAGCCGUGCGCAUGGGGUGUGCUGUGAAGGUGCUAAUGGCCUUCUCUCACCGUGUGUGGCCGGCCCAUCUCUUUGACAUCGUCUGCACCGACUCCUUCCUGCCUGAAUUCCUUGCAGUCGGCUUUGCAGCAGGCGAUGCAGCAGAAGCCAUGGCGAGCCUGCCGCCGCAAGUGGUGCUUUCCCGCGCUCUGGAGCAGCUAGAUGCCAUGUUUCGCCGCCCAUGCUCCACUUGCAAACCAGGGCCUGACAGUGUCAGGGUGACAGAGACCUGCCCGGAACAGACUUGUGGAAAUGACACGAGCGGGUCGUGUUGUGGCUGCAAGGAGCAUAGACUGCAGCUACAGGCGCUGCCAAAUGCUGCUUCUGAUGAUAGUGUUGGCACCUUUGUCGUGCCGGCAGCGUUAAUAAAACCACCCAGCUGCAGCAGGAGCAGCAUGGGCAGCUCGUUCCCUGCUGCUGCUACCUCUCCUCUCUGCACCUCCUGCCGCCCAGCUUCUGCAUGCUUCGUUUCAGGCUGCUUCGCUGACUGGUCCAAGGACAUCUAUAUCCGUGGCGCCUACACCCAUCCAACGAUUGGAGCAGGGGAUGCAAGGGAUCAGCUGGCGGUGCCGGUGGCUGGGAAGCUCUUCUUUGCUGGGGAGGCCACGCACUUUGGUGUGAACCCGUGUAUGCAGGGGGCGCUGGACACUGGUACCAGAGUGGCUAAUGAAGUGUUCUGGUCGCUUCAGGAGAGCAGGUUAUAG
Closterium sp. Yama58-4 is the source of this 1104-nucleotide messenger RNA. The record is from the annotation of a GenBank genome assembly. Lineage: Eukaryota; Viridiplantae; Streptophyta; Zygnematophyceae; Desmidiales; Closteriaceae.